AUGUGGACCCGGGCACCAACGCCGGGUUGGUCUGUUUCUUCAACGACAACACCGUUGUCCUGGACGUGGAACCUACUUUCGUCGGGGUACCGGGCCCACGACGAUCGUGAACCUUUGCCGUGGUUGAGACUUCAGUCACAAACGACGCGAAACAACUCACCAGCGCUGUCCCGAAAUACCGCCGUGCCUUUCCGCCUUUCGGCCAGGGUUGGCGAUAUCGAUGUGUUCGUCGUGGAUUCUCGACUUUGGUGUCGGUGCGGCGAUCCUUGGGCGAGCAGCAGGUCGGAUGACGAGGGCGGCGAGGUUGUUGCCAAGACUGGCUGCGGGUCAUCGCGGAAGGAACGAGUUGGUAGCGUUAGGGCCGGAAAGCUCGGUGUUGGCGACACGAUGCCGCGCUCGGUUGAGUUGCCGUUAGAAGAGGAGAGAAUGCCCCGAGCCCCAGCUGAGAAAGCCAUCGUCUAUGGAGUCGUCGUCGUCGUCUUCAGUGUUGCCAUUUGGGAGUCGCGCUCACGCUGCCUUGAGCUCCCACUCUUUGACGCUUUAUACUGGGGUGUCAAUCUCAGCGCUUUCAAGCUAGUGGUUCUCUUGCUCCCGGGCGGGCUCGUUGACGGAGCCAGGUUCGGUCUGCAAGCGGUUCUGACCGUCUGGACCUUUCAUCGGCUCCUCCUCGUCCCAAACGAGUUUGACCUGCCCCGCGGAACGACCGGACCGCGAAAUUGCUCGCGUUUGCGAGCACUAGCGUGUUUUCUUGCUGUUCUUGCGCCGCGCGGGAGAGGUUCUCGCGUUCCCGCCGGUCUGGGCUUCGCUUCGAGUCGGCGAUGGGUAUCUGCUCGUUUGGUGGGCGGUUGGUUGGCGGGAUGUGGUCUUGCUGGUGAGCUGUACGUGGUCUCCGAGCUGUAUUGGCUGUCUGUACCGCUCAUCAGCGGGUUUGGAGCGUGCUGCUCGUCUCAAACGAGUUUCGCUUGUCCCGCGGAACGACUGGGCCGCGAAAUAGCUCGCGUUUGCGAGCACCAGUUUUCUUGUUGUUCUUUGGCCCCGCAGGAGGAGUCUGGGCAACGAUUCAAGUCGGGGAUAAAACGCUGGUCGUUUGGUGGGGCGGAGGCAGCGAGAGAGCUGCGCGAGUCGUUUGACCGUUUGUAUCUUUCAUCGGCGGGUACUGAGCAUGCUGCUCGUCUCAAACGAGUGCGCGCAGAACGACUGGGCCGCGGAACGGCUUCCAUUUGGCCCCUUAAGAUACGUUUCUUGUCGUUCUUUCGCCCCGCGGGAGGAGUCUUGGGAGUCUGGGCAGCGAUCCAAGUCGGAGAUGAAUCGCUGGUCGUUUGGUGGGCGGAUUCUGGCCACAAGGCAGCGAGAGAGCUGCGCGUUGUUUGCCCGUUUGUACAUACCUUUCAUCGAGCAUGCUCCUCGUCUCAAACCGCCCCGCAGAACGACUGUCGGGCGAAACGGCUUCUGUUUGGCCUCCAAGAUACGUUUCUUGCUGGUCUUCCGGAGGAGACAUUGCGUUUGAGCAGGUCGGCGAUGAAAUUCUGCUCGUUGCGACAGUCCUUGCAUCGGCGGGUACUGCUGGACCUGGUUUGCUUACCUCUGACAGAUCUGCAUUCGGAUUGGUGCUCUUGGAAGCGCGUCUUGACCGAGAUUGCGUGUAGUCUGCAAGCGGUUCGGACCGGUCGUACCCUUUAUAGGCGGGUACUGCUCGUCUCAAACGAGAUCUCGUGUUUGCUUUUGGGCAACACUGAUAUUUCCACGACGGACUUGUGGUUUGUUUCCGUGUGUGGUGCGAGUUCAGGCUUUGCUGCUGACGUCUGGGGUUGUUCUCGUCGGCAAGCCAAUUCGGUGUUGAGAGAAAGCCGCUACUUUGGUCAUAUGUACGAGGCGGCUCGUUUGGCAUGGGUUUCGGAACGAGUUGGACCGGGAGCGCCGAGCAGUUUAGCUGGAUGUCGAGUACGGCUUCUCCGCGCGAAGAGCCCGCGAGUUGACAGCGCGAGCCUUCUCUUUGGUAGGCCGUUUUAG
Mycena indigotica is the source of this 2010-nucleotide messenger RNA. RefSeq lists its product as uncharacterized. The transcript is spliced from 17 exons. The record is from RefSeq and is a predicted model, not a curated record. NCBI's taxonomy places the organism in Eukaryota, Fungi, Basidiomycota, Agaricomycetes, Agaricales, Mycenaceae. The coding region runs from base 1 to 2010 and encodes 669 amino acids.